CAUGUCAAAACACUUCCGGCUUGCUCUCCAACUUGCCUUUCCGCCGGAGUGGCUGGUGUGCCCAGAGAGCAGAGGAGUGAACACCACGUAGAUCAUAGGCUAAAAAAAAUACAUAAAGAUGCCCCCAAAAAAGGGAGAAGCCCCGAAACAGCCUCCAUUGAUCGGACGAUUUGGAACCUCUCUGAAAAUUGGAAUUGUGGGAUUGCCUAAUGUCGGGAAAUCCACCUUUUUCAAUGUGCUGACCAAGAGCCAAGCUGCUGCAGAGAACUUUCCCUUCUGCACAAUCGACCCAAAUGAGAGCAGGGUACCUGUUCCCGAUGAGCGAUUUGAUUUCCUCUGCCAGUACCACAAACCAGCCAGUAAGGUUCCAGCUUUUCUGAAUGUUGUGGACAUUGCUGGUCUGGUGAAGGGAGCCCAUGCAGGACAGGGACUUGGAAACGCCUUUCUCUCCAAUAUCAGUGCCUGUGACGGCAUCUUCCACAUGACCCGCGCGUUUGACGAUGAGGAUAUCAUCCACGUGGAGGGUAACGUUGAUCCAGUGAGGGACAUUGAGAUCAUCCACGAGGAGCUGCGACUGAAGGACGAGGAAAUGAUCUCUCCAAUCAUAGACAAGCUGGAGAAAACUGCUGUGAGAGGAAGUGACAAAAAGCUCAAACCUGAAUAUGAUAUCAUGUUGAAGAUAAAGAACUGGAUAGUGGAAGAGAAGAAACACAUCAGAUUUUACCAUGACUGGAACGACAAAGAGAUUGAGGUGUUGAACAAAUACCUGUUUCUGACAUCCAAGCCCAUGAUUUACCUGGUUAACCUCUCAGAGAAGGAUUACAUCAGAAAAAAGAACAAGUGGUUGGCGAAAAUCAAGGAGUGGGUAGAUGCUCAUGACCCUAGUUCUCUGGUCAUCCCUGUGAGUGGAGCUCUCGAGGCAAAACUGCAGGACAUGGAGGAGGAGGAGAGGAAUAAGUACUGUGAGGAACAGAAGACGCAGAGUGUUCUGACCAAAAUAAUAAAGGCCGGCUAUGCAGCACUACAGCUGGAAUACUUCUUCACAGCGGGACCAGAUGAGGUGCGAGCAUGGACCGUCAGGAAAGGUUCCAAGGCUCCUCAAGCUGCAGGAAAGAUCCACACUGACUUUGAGAAAGGCUUUAUCAUGGCCGAGGUGAUGAAGUACAAUGACUUCAAAGAGGAGGGUAGUGAAAAUGCAGUCAAGGCUGCCGGAAAAUACAGACAACAGGGCAGGAACUACAUCGUGGAAGACGGGGACAUUAUCUUUUUCAAAUUCAACACACCCAAUGCUCCUAAAAAGAAACCAUGAAAACCACACAAUCACCAGAGGGAGAACUCAGAAUCCAGUUUAGUUGUGCCCCAAAGAGCCACACUGUCUGCUGAUUUUCAUACUUUUCUCUUGAAUUCAGAGGAUCAACUGAUGACCUGGUUGGCCAGAGGUAUUUAUUCAAUUGGCCUCCCAGAUUUGGACCAGAAUCUAUUGAAGUGAUUCUAUAUAAAAACGUUUCCAUACUAUAAUAGCACACAUUCCUACCUGAAAUUUUUUGAGAAUUUUUCUUUGCGGCUCUUUACCAGUCAAACAUUUUUGAAAACAUUUUAUUCCAGCUUCCAUGGUCUCAAUGAAAAAUUGGUAUAAAUGAACUGAGAACUCGAAAUAGCCUAAGAUACUAUAACAAAACACAAACUGCUUAGUUUUGUAAUGGAUGCUGUUUUUUAAUGCAUCAGGCUCAAUACUCAAGGCGGUUUUUGUUGCAAUUUAUCUAACACAAUCUUCUAUUCCUCUUGAGUAAUUACAGCUUCUUUCUGUCAUUAGUUGACAGUUACCUUCAUGAUGACUGCUGAUUAAUUGGCAAGCUCUUGCGUCAUAACACUUUUAAUUUGUGCUUUAUUACAGGCAUGUGUGCUCUCAAACUGUCAAAUCCCCUCCUGUAUUAUAAAACACUUGUAAACAGUGCUACAUGAGUUAGAGAAAUAUACAGCAUGUGUUGUCUGCUACUGGUUCUCAAUCAGCAUUCAUUAAGUAAAGGCCAUCUUGAAUGAGUUUUAGGUCUUUUUUUCUCAGUUCCUCUAUGGCUUUUUUUCUAAUUGAACUUUCUUUUAUGCUUUUUACAAUGAAGUCAUAACACCAUAAUUAUCACCAAAAAAAGCUAUAAUAUACAGUGUCUGUAAAGGUUUGAGUGGUGCAUUGUUUACUAGUAAGAGAAAAUGAAAGCCAUCACUCAGUGUUGCACUUCAGGCCAGUUCUGUGGGGUAUUCUGAAGGUAUUGUUAUUUUAUAAUGAGCAAAGCAGGAUUCCCUGACAGUGCAGGAUCGCUCACCUGAAUGGAGAAUUAUGUUAUACAAACUGCUUUUAUUGACUUAGUUUUGGCAAGUAAAAUGAAACAGACAGACUCUUGACAUUAUGCCUGCCUAACGAGAAAAUGCUUCAUUGCAAAUCAGCCAAAGGAGCAGCUCUGUUGAUCAUCUGGACUGUCUGUGCACAUUGUUUCACCUCUCCUCGCUGCCGCCACGGUGUGAAAGUCUUUAUUUUCAAGAGCACCUAAUAAAUCUCCCCUCACCACACAUCUCACUAAAUCGUGAACUAAGAUAGGAAUCCUGUGAAACUAAUAAAUAUCAUCCUCAUCAAUAUGCAUGUGUCAAUAAAAGGAGACAAACCUGUU
Molecule: messenger RNA, 2660 nt
Organism: Micropterus salmoides (largemouth bass)
Lineage: Eukaryota; Metazoa; Chordata; Actinopteri; Centrarchiformes; Centrarchidae
Product: obg-like ATPase 1
Exons: 11
Coding region: 119-1309 (396 amino acids)
Cellular component (GO): cytoplasm
Molecular function (GO): ATP binding; GTP binding; ATP hydrolysis activity
Source: RefSeq, a predicted model, not a curated record